Messenger RNA from Eruca vesicaria subsp. sativa (arugula), 896 nucleotides. The record is from the annotation of a GenBank genome assembly. Lineage: Eukaryota; Viridiplantae; Streptophyta; Magnoliopsida; Brassicales; Brassicaceae.
UGAAUACGCGCUUCUCCUCCCCCUGUCUCUCCAGGCGAAGAAAACCAUAUCUCCAUCCCCGCGUCUUCUCCGACGAAGCUGCCGUCACCGUCGCAGUUUCGUUGCUGACUGCUCGUUAGAGCUCCGUCAAAGAGAUUUAAACCCUCUUCACUGUUAAUUGUUACUUUCCUCCGAUGGAUUUAAAAGAUUUGUCUGAUGUCAAUGUUCACUGUGCAAACGAUAAGCUUAACGUCUCCGGUCCCAGCUCCUGCACAGAUAAUCUCCAUAGUGUAGAUCGUCGAUGGCUGUAUCUAAAGAAGUGGUCUUUGACCCCGCCUCCAUCUCCGCAACCUCAGUCGGAUCCAUCUCCUCCAAAUCCACCGACAACUUCACUUCUUGGGACAGGGGAUAUCUGGCAGAAAUUGAUGGUUUCUCCUGGCUCUGAACUCGGAGAGAAAGUCACUGCUGCCUCUAACGCCACUGUCACCUCCUCUAAGAACCAAUCGCAGGUGAUUGUUCAAGACCUCGAGAAUGCUCGCACUGGUAUAUCUGAUCCUAAACCACAAUCUUUAGAAUCAAACCUCAGCUUAGCUCCAGAAACUUUAGCUCCUCCUUCAUCUCUAGGAGUUUGGACAAUUCCACUUAAGAUAUCUUCUUUCAAUCCGGGAACUAACAAUAGUGACCAUGGUCCUAGCUCUAAUCCAGGUAUCUCUGAUGAUUCUCUAUGGCCACGUCUAUCAAAGCAGGUGGAUGAAGAGUUGGACCCAAAAGAAAACUUGUCUCCGGCAGGAAAAGUGUUUCUUCGGGAUAGACCGGUUAAGCCAUCUACAAAGGCUAAAGAGAUGCAGUCGCAUCUUGCAGCUAGUGGACGGGGUAAUCAAAAGCGUGGUCGAGGUAAAAGAGGUGGGCGUGGAUAA